This is a messenger RNA of Nicotiana attenuata, 1046 nucleotides long. RefSeq lists its product as uncharacterized. The record is from RefSeq and is a predicted model, not a curated record. The coding region runs from base 339 to 872 and encodes 177 amino acids. The transcript is spliced from 5 exons. Lineage: Eukaryota; Viridiplantae; Streptophyta; Magnoliopsida; Solanales; Solanaceae.
AUAAUAAAGUACCUUAUAAAAGGGGAUCAGGUGUAACUUCUCCGUUUCAAUUUUCCUUUUUUGAUUGAUGAUUUUGCAAAAUAUUGUAGGACAAAUUUGACAGUGAUGACAUGAAUCAUCAAAGAGAUCAUGUCUUAAACCAUAUGAAUAAGUUAUGGACCAAUUGGAGAGGAUCAUUGCACAGGUAUGUGAAGUUUAAGCCAUUGCAUGAAGCUCUAAAGGAUGUCCCGAAGGAGGUAGACAAGAGUGAUUGGGAAUGAUUGGUAAAGGAACAUUUUUUAAGUGAAAAAUUUAAGGAAACAAGUAUUAGAAACUCGAUCAAUAGGUCUAACUUGAGAAUGCCUCAUCGUACGGGUAGCAAGCCGAUUAGAGAAAUUAUUUACGAGCUGGGAGGCAAAGACGGUAAUCCACCGAACAUGGGGACUAUCUUCUUUGAGACUCACAAGAGAAACGACACGCUUGUAGAACCUGAAGCUAGUAAAAAAUAUGCUGAAAUACAAGAGAUGGUACAAUCUGAGCCAGCUCUUACGAAUAUCGAGGUAAUAGAAAGGUGUUUCGGACCUCAAAACAAGAGUCAUAUGGUUGGAUUAGGGGGUGGUAUAACCACUAAGGAGUUGAAAGGCGGUAGCUCCUCAAAGGCUGCAAUACUGAUUGAGCUGAAUGCAACUCGAAAAGAAAAAGAAUCACUACAGACCGAGCAGAAUGCAACUAAAAAAGGAAAAGAAUCUCUGGAAAAACGUAUGGACGACUUUGAGUCUAAGUAUGAUCAUCUUAUAAGCUUACUGGUUGAUCAACCUUCAUCAGCACCAUCUACAAGUCUAACAAAGUACAAGUUGAAGUAUUUAACAGAUAAAAGGCCUGAAGAAGUUUGAAGAAUCAUCCUUAAAGAUAAUUCCGAGCAAGUUGAAUUAGCAGCUGGAAUUGUUGAAGAACAAUGGAAAUCUAUUUUGUUUUAUUAGGAGUUGUCGUCAUCUGUACAAACUACUAUAUCUCUUUAAUUUUCUGUUUUCUUUAAGGAAUUGAAAAAAAAGGACGAUGCAAUUGGA